AUGGCAACGCCGUCUCACCGGAUUCCAACACGUAGCAGCUUCCGAUGUGUGGGGCGAGUUGAUGGACGCAUCAUCCUGCGACGUGGCACCACGACGCAGCUGGAUGGAAAGGUGGAAUCCAUGGACUCCGCCGCAGCGGAAUCAGUUCUCAGACAUCACCGUGGUGCACUUCCGGGGGAUAUUGACGCUCGACCUCUUCAGGUCGUUGUGCGAUCUGCAGUACAACCAGCAGGUGGAUCUGUUAGAGGAUUGUGUUACGAUGCAGGCCGUGGUGACCAUGCGUGGACCAAGUGGGCGCGGAAUUACAACUGCACGCUGCUCGCAGAGGAGGUUGUCCAAUUCGUGUCCGUGCUCGUCUGGGGGCUUUCGGAGGGCAAAGGGGACCUGCUCCACUCCGCAAGCUGGAUGAUGUUCAGCUUCAUCGCGCUGGGGCGGCUGAUGCAUGAUGCAUGCAUCUUCGGCCUGAACGUGGCAUAUCUUCUGUUCCUCGACCCAAGCGACCGUGCCCUGACAAGCUCGGGCGAUGUCUUCAACUGGCCGGCCGUUCCCGGCCACGUCCUGUCGUGCUACCUGUUCGGGACGGGGUGGACACUCGCAGUCAUUGACGACGUCCUGGAUAAAGAGGCAUAUCUGUUCUGGUUGGGCGUCGCACUUGUGUGGAAAUGGUGUGCCAUCAUAAGCAGGUUGCACACGACGAGCGUGAUCGGGCAGUUGCUCAUCCCUAUCAGGGACGUCUUCUGGGAGCCCCUCAUACUUGCGAUGCUGGUCGUGUUGAUCCUUACUGUACUGGUUGUCAUGGCGUUCGUCUUUAUCGUUUGGAAGGAGGGCUCAGCAAGUCAGAUCAGAGGAGCGGCAAUGAACACAUGGAUCAACCUCGUCAUAGGGGAGCCCGUGCUACUCAUGGGGGAGGUCCCCAACGAGUUCGACUACCCGUGGUCCCAGUAUGUCAUGAUCAGCAUUGUCCAUUUGGCCAUCACCAUCGUGUUGAUGAACGUGCUGAUGGCCAUGACAAUGGAAGCCUACCGUGGGAUGGGUGUGAAGGCACGUGGCCGGCUCUUGAGGACACAAGCCGUGGUAUGCCGCGUGACGAUGUGGAAGCGAAGAGUCUUGCUGACUGUGUUCUGCAACUGGCUCGGGCUGAACGCGAACAAGGCCCUGUUCGCCAUAUUCUCCUUCCUGGUGGUCUCCACAGCCGCAGUCCUUCUGGUGACGGAGGUCAGGAUGAUGAUUAUUCUGCUGAUGUACGGGGGGGCCGCCGAGAUGCUACUGACGCUGUUUGUGCUGCUCCUCCAGACGCCCGUCAAGCCCGCGAACGCGACCCCGGAGCUCAAGUGGUGGAUCGAGCAGAACUACCUCUGGAUGUGCACACCGCGGCGGGAGGACCCCAGGUCGGACAGCGGCCACGCGGAGGCGCCAGGGUCCGCGAGGCUCGCGGGCGAGACGACCCCCAGGCUAGAGGCCAGCGACGACGACGACGACGCCGAGAUCGACGGCGAUGCUUCGCCACGGCGGCUCCUGUCAGCCCAGUUCGCAAGCACCCGCGCGGAAUCCGCACUCUCGUACCGCAGGAACUUGAGGGGGCGGGCCUCGGACUCCGCGUUGGAAGUGGACACCUCGUCGCAGAUCAUGGUGGCAUUGAAGAUGUUGCACGACCGGGUAGAGGAGCUCUCGAGGCGGCCAGGGCCCAGCCAGGGUCCAGGCGAGAUCGUGUGA
Messenger RNA from Prorocentrum cordatum, 1713 nucleotides. The record is from the annotation of a GenBank genome assembly. NCBI's taxonomy places the organism in Eukaryota, Dinophyceae, Prorocentrales, Prorocentraceae.